Molecule: messenger RNA, 2799 nt
Organism: Sycon ciliatum
Lineage: Eukaryota; Metazoa; Porifera; Calcarea; Leucosolenida; Sycettidae
Product: glucose-6-phosphate exchanger SLC37A2-like
Exons: 2
Coding region: 359-1984 (541 amino acids)
Biological process (GO): transmembrane transport
Cellular component (GO): membrane
Molecular function (GO): transmembrane transporter activity
Source: RefSeq, a predicted model, not a curated record
CUUCUUCCGCCAACUCACAAGCUCUCGUUUCAGCCCCAGGCCACGUAUUUCUUGGCUGUUUGCAUGAAAUAAUAAUUGAUGUCCCCGGAGAGUUUUUCAGCCUCGGGUGCUCCUCGAGCUUCAGCUCCACUGCAGGCUUGCCGUUUUUUUCACUUUUGUUCGACAAUCUAGCCGUCGUGAUGCCUGAUGGCCUGGAGCCUUUUGUAGCAGUGUAGCAGGAAAGGUUAGCUCGCUAGCGGUGCUGGCUGCACUUUCAGCCAAACCUUCCAUCCUAUCCGGGAAAAAAGAACACCGGCUGUUGGGACUUGCAGCUCCUAUCGGUGCAAAACGUUGGUUCACUGAUAGCGGAAGAGUAGCAAUGCCGUCAGGGGCGAGAUGCAAGGAUGUUCCCAUCGGCAUUCGAUUUAUUCGCUCCUGGGCACCUCGUCUGUCUAACCGGACUGCAGUUUAUAAGGCCUCCGUUGUUUGUGUGACUUUCUUCACUUAUGCAACAUACCACAUGUCACGAAGGGCCAUUAGCGUUGUCAAGACAAAUUGGUACCCUUCGGAUUGCAUAUGGCCGGGUAAGAGCAACGAUUCGCACCCAGAGUGUGGAAAUGUGCCACCUACGACUGAAUGCCACCCAUGGAAACCAUUUGACAAGGAAUCGAGGUUGGGAGAUCUGGACUUUGUUUUCCUGCUGGGAUAUGCCUUCGCUACAUACAUCAGCGGUCAAAUAGGCGACCGUUUCAACUUGCGAUAUUUCCUAUUUGCUGGAAUGUUGCUAAGUGGCAUAUUCACAAGCAUGCUCGGACUGGCCUAUUUCUUCAACAUCCACAGCUUUGCAUUCUUUGUCGUUGUUCAGUUAUUUGGUGGCAUUGUCCAAUCGACAGGAUGGCCCAGUGUUGUUGCAGUGAUGGCAAACUGGUUUGGCGUGGGCCAUCGUGGAUUCGUCAUGGGCCUGUGGAACUCUCACACGUCUCUCGGCAACAUCAUUGGAGCAAUUAUACCUGGAAUCUGGGUGCACAAUGCAUGGGGCUGGUCGUUCAUCGUUCCUGGAAUCAUCAUUGCCUCGAUGGCCAUAGUUGUUCUCCUAUUUCUGAUUGUUGAUCCGACUGAUGUGGACUGUCCACCUGUGUCUAAAGUGCCUGAGCAGCAGCCGCAGAGGCAGCGGCCACGCGGGCAGCAACACAGCAGUGAGACAGCCGUGAUGCCGGUGGAUCACCUGACAAUCAGUGAAGACAGUGAGCAAGAUGCUUUGUUGCCGGUGCUGCCGGUGUCGAAUGACGACGUGGCAUCAGCUGUAACAGAGCAGCCAGCACAUGCCACAAGUAGCAGAGAUCAGCCAGCUACUGCCGUUAGCUUUCUGUCUGCACUGCGGAUUCCCGGUGUAUUGGAAUACUCGCUUUGCCUCUUCUUCUCAAAGUUCAUGAACUACAUCUUCCUGUAUUGGAUGCCAAAGUAUGUACGAGAUGUCUGUGUAGCUGGUCAUUCUCUGUCCAAGCAACACUCGGCGUACUACUCAUCCUUGUUUGAUGUCGGUGGUAUUAUCGGUGGUGCAGCUCUUGGUUAUGUAUCAGACCGCACUGGUGCGUCCGCUAUACCUUCUGUGAUUAUGCUUCUAUUGAGCAUACCGUCCCUGUACAUCUUCAACACGUACGGUGGCGAUAGCCUGGGUGCUUUGCUGGGUCUAAUGGCAUUGACUGGUGCACUGCUGAAUGGUCCGUAUUCUCUUAUUACAACAGCUGUAUCUGCUGACCUGGGAACACAUGAAGUGCUAGGUGGAAAUCAGAAGGCCUUGGCUACUGUGGCAGCCAUUAUUGAUGGCACUGGAUCAAUUGGUGCUGCACUUGGGCCGUACCUGGUUGGAAUUGCCCUGCAGGAUGUCAAAAAUCCGUGGCCGGUUGUGGUGAAUGUGUGUAUGGGGGCGUCCUUGCUGUCAGCCCUCUUUCUGCUGCGGAUCUGCUUCAAGGAACUGUCCAGGUUCCGUGCGUCCCGGCAGUAGCCGUGUGGAUCAGAAGCAGAGCCACUGAGUUCGCACCAGGCUGACCGGGCCAAGUGGUUAUCAGUUCAGUGAUAUAGCAAUAGGGCUUGACAGUGAUGACGUCAGAAAUCAAAAUCUAACGGCGAAUAACGACCUUUGGAUCCACUUGGGUCCAGUUUUGGUAUGGGUCCAUACACGCUUGGGUGGUUUUCCUUCGCAGCAUAGUGACGCAUUUACCGGUAGUGAUUGGACUAGGCCCUCCCGGUCGUGGACCCACUCUUACCGGUGGAUGUGUCACUAUGCUGCGGAGGAAAACCACCCAAGCGUGUAUGGACCCAUACAAAAACUGGAACGAAGUGGAUCCAAAGGUCGUUAUUUGUUGUUAGAUUUCGACUUCUGACAUCAUCACUUUCAAGCCCUAUUGCUGCCAAUCAGUGGGCAUCAUCUUUUUAUGCACUGCGGCCAUUUCAUUUACUUUGUGCCGAUGAAUUAUGAUUGGUAUCUGUAUUGAUGUUGAUAUCUAUAAUGCUGUUCCAGGGUGAUCUUGUUACUGCCGCUGUCUUGGUCUCUUCUAGAAUUGCCUGGCCUAGACUUGAGGAUAGGCCGCAAGUUCUGUAACUUUGAGAUAGAGUUGAAAUAGAAAUAUCACGGUCAGCCAAUGAACGCAUCUUAUUAUCUUUACAAAAAUAUAUACUAAGUUGGCAACGAUGCACAUGCACAGGUGUUAUGAAAUCAAGUGACCUGAUUCAGUAUUCUGUUGUAAGCCUAUUUACAGAAAUACCCAAUUUUCUUAACUUAAUUCUUGUCUGGAUAGAAUGAUUCUCUGCCGUAAAAAA